AUGCGCCCCCUGACAGAGAUUGAGACGCAUACCCUAUUCAAGAAACUUGCGAGCUUCGCGGGACCGUCUUUGAAGAAUCUGAUUGCGCCUCUCGAUAAUUCUCCUCAAUCCGACCGCUUCGUCUUUCGGCUGCACCGCGACCGCAUUUACUAUGUACUGCUCUCUCACGCCAAUCUAGCGUCGUCGAUCGCCCGCGAUAAGCUGUUGUCACUUGGGACUUGUCUCGGGAAGUUCACCAAGACAGGCAGAGUACGUCUGCACGUAACAGCUUUACCUUUACUUGCAGAACAUGCACGACACAAAAUAUGGAUUCGUGCAAACGGGGUAAUGCCUCUCCUUUACGGCGGACAUGUGGUGAAGGCACACGUUGGUCGUUGGUCUGAAGGUUGUCUUGAACACCAAGAAGUUGUGUUUUGCAGUAUGGAUGAUAUUCCCCUCGGUUUUGGAGUUACGGCAAGGAGUUCUACACAGGCAAAACAACUAGAUCCUACGGCCGUUGUGUGCUUCCGACAGGCUGAUGCGGGCGAAUAUCUGCGGGAUGAAGAUAAGCUCUUCGCUUCAUAG
This is a messenger RNA of Mollisia scopiformis, 564 nucleotides long. Its product is annotated as 60S ribosome subunit biogenesis protein nip7. Gene Ontology annotation, biological process: ribosome assembly. Bases 1 to 564 code for a protein of 187 amino acids. Gene Ontology annotation, molecular function: RNA binding. Lineage: Eukaryota; Fungi; Ascomycota; Leotiomycetes; Helotiales; Mollisiaceae. Gene Ontology annotation, cellular component: nucleus. The transcript is spliced from 2 exons. The record is from RefSeq and is a predicted model, not a curated record.